Molecule: messenger RNA, 216 nt
Organism: Botrytis porri
Lineage: Eukaryota; Fungi; Ascomycota; Leotiomycetes; Helotiales; Sclerotiniaceae
Exons: 2
Coding region: 1-216 (71 amino acids)
Source: RefSeq, a predicted model, not a curated record
AUGCGAGCAUUGGCAUCCGUGCUGCGGAAGGUCUGUGCGAAACAUUGGAAUCUAACGCAACGGAGGCAUCUCCGUGACGUUCUUGAUGAUGAUGAUGAUGAUAAAUCUCCGCCAAGAAAAGUUGGAGUAUCCGAGGCGCGAGAUGAUCGGGUACCACGAUGCGAUAAAUUACUACAUCCGAUAUAUAACUCCGUCUGCGAGCGAUCCCAGCCCUGA